AUGGCUGGGGUAGAAGUAAGUGGUGGGAAUAUUGAGGUAUUUCCAUGGCUGAAAUCUUUGCCAGUAGCUCCAGAGUACCACCCAACCCUAGCUGAGUUCCAAGAUCCGAUUGCUUACAUUUUCAAGAUUGAAAAGGAAGCUUCCAAAUAUGGGAUUUGCAAAAUAAUCCCUCCUGUGCCGGCACCGUAUAAGAAGACUGCCAUUGCGAAUUUAAACAAGUCCCUUUUGGCCCGGUCCAAUGAUUUGAACCCCGCACCGACUUUCACCACUAGGCAACAGCAGAUCGGAUUUUGCCCGAGGAAGCACCGACCGGUGCAGAAACCCGUGUGGCAGAGUGGGGAGAAUUAUACCGUUUCGGAAUUCGAGGCGAAGGCCAAGAGUUUUGAGAAGAGUUAUUUGAAGAAGUAUGGGAAGAAAGGGUUGAAUGCGUUGGAAAUUGAGACCCUUUACUGGAAGGCAACAGUGGAUAAGCCCUUUUCCGUGGAGUACGCAAAUGACAUGCCAGGUUCAGCAUUUGUGGUGAAGAAGGUCGGCGGUGGGAAGGGGAACGAGGGCCCGUUGACGGUGGGGGAGACAGAGUGGAAUAUGAGGGGGGUUUCAAGGGCAAAAAGUUCAUUGUUAAGGUUCAUGAAGGAGGAAAUUCCUGGGGUAACUUCACCCAUGGUGUACAUUGCUAUGAUGUUUAGUUGGUUUGCUUGGCAUGUUGAAGAUCAUGACCUGCAUAGUUUGAAUUAUAUGCACGUUGGUGCUGGAAAGACAUGGUAUGGUGUGCCUAGGGAGGCGGCUGUUGCGUUUGAGGAAGUGAUACGGGUGCAGGGUUAUGGUGGAGAGAUAAAUCCUCUCGUUACUUUUGCUACACUCGGUGAGAAGACCACAGUCAUGUCACCUGAAGUACUUGUUAAUGCUGGUGUUCCAUGCUGCAGGUUGGUGCAAAAUGCUGGAGAAUUUGUCGUCACUUUCCCAAGAGCCUAUCACUCAGGGUUUAGUCAUGGAUUUAAUUGUGGGGAGGCAGCUAAUAUCGCUACUCCUGAAUGGUUGAGGAUUGCGAAAGACGCUGCUAUUCGUAGGGCAUCAAUUAAUUGUUCUCCAAUGGUGUCUCACUUCCAGUUACUGUAUGACCUAGCACUUUCCUUAUGUUCAAGCUUACCAAAGAGCAUUUGUGUGGAACCACGGAGUUCUCGGUUAAAGGAUAAAAAGAAAAGUGAAGGAGAAAUGUUGAUCAAAGAGCUAUUUUCGAAGGAUGUGAUGCAGAAUAACAAUACACUUCAUAUUCUUGGAAAAGGAUCUGCCGUUAUAGUUCUUCCUCAAAAUUCUUUAAGCAGUUCAAAUUUACGAGGUGGAUCCCAGUCAGCAGCCAGAUCUAGAUUGUUCUCCAGAUUUUGCAGUCCGGAUCUUGAGUUGAAAACUGCAAAAAAUACUGUUUGUGAGGAUGUCACUCUGAAUAGGAACCAAGAAGUGAGGGAAGUGAGAAGUUAUCCAGUAAAAGGGGAAGUUUAUUCUUUGUGCAAUGGUAAUGAGCUUCCCUCUUUAGCUCCUCAGACAGGAAAUGCAGACUUUGACACAAAACAAGUUUCCCAAUUUGAUAGAUUGUCAGAGCAGGGACUGUUUUCAUGUGUCACUUGUGGUAUUUUAUGCUUUGCCUGUGUAGCAAUAGUUCAACCGACAGAAACUGCUGCUCGUUAUCUAAUGUCAGCUGAUUGUAAUAUCUUUGAUGAUUGGGAAGCAGCUGGCAAUGGCUAUAAUCCCUGCAUUGGAGAUGUGGAAGCUUGUGUCAUGAAUACCCAUUCAGGAUCCGUUCUUAAAAAGACAUCACAUGGACUGUUUGAUGUCCCAAUAAGCUCUGCUGCUCAAAUUGGAACGCUAGAUGAUGAUUGCGCAAUAAUAGUUUCAAAUAGUAAAACACAAAAAGAUACCUCUUCCCUCGGCCUAUUGGCUCUGAUGUAUGACAAUUCCUCCGAUUCCGAGGAGGAAGAGGUCGAAGCACGUAUUCCUGUCAAAGACCCUGAAACUAAAGGAAGUGAUUGUUCUGAAGGUGUACAUGACGGUCAAGAGCUCGGCUAUUACCAAAUUGACAGUGGGAAUGAGGUUCCUCUCAAAAUUCCCAAUUCUUACUCGAAGCAUGGCAUAGCCAGAGCGGGAAAUAAGGACAAAGUAUAUCAAAAUUUAGAUUAUUCUGAUGAGUUUGAAACCGACAAUUGUAAAUUGGUUGACUCAAAGUCUUUAAUGCAUAGUUUUAGAAAUUUAACGAAAUUACAGAACAGUGCCUCAAGUUGUAACCCUGUUGCCGAUAAGGAUGGAGCGACAAUUAGCACUGGUUUGGUACCACUUGAGAAGACAUCUAUGUCUUUUGCUCCAAGAUCUGAUGAAGAAUCUUCUAGAAUGCACGUUUUCUGCCUGCAGCAUGCUGUACAAGUAGAACAGCGGCUCAGUACAUUUGGAGGAGCUCAUGUUUUCCUUGUCUGUCACCCAGACUAUCCCAAAUUAGAGUCUCAAGCCAAAAAGGUGGCAGAAGAAUUGAAAAUUGAUUUUCUCUGGAAUGAUACGCCAUUCAGGGAGGCCACAGAAAAGGAUGAGGAAAUGAUACGAUUAGCUUUAGAUAGUGAAGAUGCUAUACAUGGUAAUGGAGACUGGGCCGUGAAACUUGGCAUCAAUCUCUACUACAGUGCUAGUCUUAGCCGAUCUCCUCUCUACAGUAAGCAGAUGCCAUACAAUGCAGUUGUAUAUAAUGCUUUUGGGCGUAGUUCUCCAGCAGACACUCGGGAAAAUGAUGGCAAGGGAUCAGGCAAACAGAGAAGGAUUGCUGUUGCUGGAAAAUGGUGUGGCAAAGUCUGGAUGUCGAGUCAGGUUCACCCUUUGUUAACUAACAAUCCUGAAGAUCAAGAACUGGAGAAAGCUAAUCCUACUUGGGCUGAGACGGAUGUGUACCUUGGGAGGCCAUUAGAUGCCUCCCGAACUGCUGAAGCAACUUCUACAAGCUGCAAAACUAGUAGAAAGAGGAAGAGUCGAGCAGAAAAUAGGUCGGCCGAGAAAGAAAAAUCUCUGAUGGCAGAAACUCCAGAGGAAUCUUCCGAAGAGUCUUCAGCCUGGAACUUUCUUAAGCAAGUUAGGAGUAGGCUUGGAAAAAAGAGAAUGGAAGAAGAGACUAAAGAACCCCAGAAUAAAGGUGAGAGAAGCAAGAAAAAGCUUGAAGCACUCACUGAAGACGAGGUGGAAGAAUCUCCGAUCAGGAAGUUUCGAAAGCAAGUCAAGAGUAAGCUUGAAAACAAACGAAGGAAGAAAGAGAAUCCCGAGCCUCAGAAUAAACAUGAGAGAAGCAAGAAACAUUUUGACUCACUCACUGAAGACGAGGUGGAGGAACCUUCAGUAAGGAACUCUAAUGAGCAAGGUAAGAGUAAGCUUGGAAGCAAGCGAAUGAAGAAAGAGACUCCCGAGCCUCAGAAUACUCACGAGAAAAGCAAGAAACAUAUUGACCCACUUAGCGAAGAUGAGGUGGAAAAAUCUCCAGUCAGGAAUCGUAAACAAGUCAAGAAUAAGCUUGGAAAUAAGCAAAUGAAGAAAGUGACUCCUGAGCCUCAGAAUACUCGUGAGAGUAGCAAGAAACAGUCCGACUCACUUAUUGACAGCGAGCUGGAAGGCUGGCCAGGUACACGACUAAGAAGAAGAACUUCAAAACCAGGUAAAGAUUCAGGAACCAAAUCAGCUAAAGCGAGAUCCAUACCAAAGAUGCAGAAUAAAAAUAUGAUAACAAAGAAAGGUCAAGCCAUGAAAGUUCCGGCUAGCGGUAACAAUGCUAAGACAAAGGACGAGGAAAUGGAAUACCCGUGUAACAUGGAAGGCUGCAGUAUGAGUUUUGGCUCGAAACAGGAGCUUAAAUUGCACAAACGGAAUAUAUGUCCUGUCAAGGCAUGUGGGAAAAAGUUCUUCUCACACAAGUACCUGGUGCAGCAUCGACGUGUUCACAUGGACGAUCGUCCCCUGAAGUGCCCAUGGAAAGGCUGCAAGAUGACGUUUAAGUGGCCAUGGGCUCGGACUGAACACAUAAGAGUUCAUACGGGUGAUCGUCCUUAUGUUUGCACAGAGGCGGGAUGCGGCCAGACUUUUCGGUUUGUGUCAGACUUCAGUCGACACAAGCGCAAGACGGGUCAUUCUUCGAAGAAAUCCAAAGGAUAA
Molecule: messenger RNA, 4170 nt
Organism: Fraxinus pennsylvanica
Lineage: Eukaryota; Viridiplantae; Streptophyta; Magnoliopsida; Lamiales; Oleaceae
Source: the annotation of a GenBank genome assembly